GUGUACCAUGCAAAUUGCCUAGCAGCGCUAGUAAUUAAUAAGCAACUAGCAUCACAAUAGGGAAAGGUAAUCAUUAAACGCAGUUUUAUAUCUCUUCAGAAAAAUUGGCGGUCAGGGUUUUUCUGUUGCAAGGCAGGCAAGAACUGCAGCGGCUACCGGCGACUGGAAGCGAUUCAGCCACUUCCUGCGUUGAAUCGUGGCGUCUAGAGCGACCACCGUCUGACCAUCGAAAAAUUCGAGAGUCCCUGUCUGUCGUCAGUUUCGUGAUGGGGGACGUGAGUUGCUUUCGUCAGAUCAAGGACAACAUAGUCCGUACGAGAGUGGUGACUACAGACCUCAGGUCCACCCCAUUGCAAAGAUGUCUAUCUACUGCAGACUUGGCUUUCAUCGGCAUUGGAUGCAUGCUUGGAUCUGGUGUCUACGUCCUGACAGGGGAAGUAGCUGGAGAGAUGGCUGGUCCAGCUGGAUCGAUAUCCUUUCUUUUGUCUGGUUUUGUAGCUUUCCUGUCGGCUAUUUGCUAUUUAGAAUGUGCCACUCAGCUCCCCGAAACGGGUGCAUCGUACCUGUAUACGUAUGUCACUUUGGGGGAGAUGAUGGCGUUCAUGAUCGGCUGGAAUGCCGUGGUCGUCCGUAUCUUUGCCUCCGCUUUAGUAUCGCGGGGAUGGAGCGCGUACUUCGACGAUGUCAUCGGAGAUUACGUCAGAAACAUCACCGUGGAAUUUGUGCUGAACGGUGAGGAAUGGUCCAUCCCUGUGUUUGCUAGUUACCCAGAUAUUGUAGCCGGGCUGGUAGCCUUCUUUGCUUGCGUGCUGGUUGCUGUGGGGACGGAGGUUUCGGCCAAGGCUAACAUGAUUUUUGUCUUCAUCAAUAUCAUGACCAUUGCGCUGGUUUUCAUCUUUGCCAUGAUCCACGCUGAUUUCUCCUUCUUAACCAGGCACGGCUUCUUCCCGACCGGAUUCGGGGGCGUAAUGACAGGCGCUGCGGCCUGCUUCACUGGAUACUGCGGCUUCGAGGCGAUUGCUUUUAGCGCAGAGGAGGCCAAAAAUCCUAGCAGGGGUCUACCUAUCGGAAUUAUCGUGGCCUUUCUGGCAUCAGUCUUGUGUUACGUGGCUGGAACCAUCUCCAUUACCGUCCUCACAGAUUACCGAGAUAUAAACCCUGGAUCUCCGUUUGUAACAGCUUUCGAAGCAAUCGGGCUUGACUGGAUGAAGUAUCUGGUGGCCGUAGGGGCUUUGGGAAGUAUGACCGGAGGGGUUAUCAACUGUGCUUUCUGCCUUGCCAGGAGCAUCUAUGUCAUAGCCAGAGACGGCCUCCUCCCUGCCUUUCUCUCCAAGACCAAUGCCAGGACACAGACUCCCGUGAUAGCUACUCUAGCUGGAGCAAUUCUUUCUGUCGUCGUCAGCGUCUUUAUCGACUUCGUUGUUAUCAUUCAAUUCCUUUCUCUGGUGGCCUUCGUCGAGUUCGUCAUCGUCGGAAUAGCGGCGGUCAUUCUUCGCUACCGUCCCCCAAUGCGGUCAGGCUACUCUGCCAUAGACGGCAGUGACAGCAGUAGCUGCGACAACGAAGAGAACAAUCCCAGCGAAUACCAAGAUGACGGGGAAGCUGACACGGAGCUAUCUGGGGAAUACCCUCGCCGGAUUGUCAAGAAGAAAUCACGUCACCAUAACCCAAACGACUAUAAUAAUGCCGAGCAAGUCGAAAAGUCCACCUUGUUAGGCAACUCUAUAGAACACCGACAACAACGAACGGCGUCGACUGCUAGCUCCAUCUAUUCAUCAGGUUCGACAAACCGUCGAUGGAUCGACAAACACCCCACCACUACUGUCAUCAUCUCGCUGAUCCUCCAUCUGCUGUUCGAGUUUGCUGCAGUGGCUCUCUUAACCUUCAAAAUGACUGAACUAAAAAAUAUGGACGGAGCAGUAGUGUUUGGCGUUGCCGUCACUGGUGGGCUAGCCCUUAUUUGUUGUUGGCCACUGUUUGUCUUACCCCAGUACAAAGAAGGAAUUCCAUUCAAGGUGCCACUUAUGCCGUUUCUACCUCUCUUCAGUCUACUUUGCAACGUCGUUCUCAUGGUGCGCUUUGACGCCCUUGCCUGGCUAGAGUUCCUUAUCUGGACCUUUAUAGGGAUGAUUCUGUACUUCACGUACGGAAUGCACCACAGUGUUGAGGGCAAGAGACGAGAGGAGGCGGCCCUUCGGAGCGCCCUGACUGCGGUGUCACAGCUGGGGCACCCACCACGUGAUGCGGUCAUUACCCAUUUCGAUCCAGAAGCUGAGAGCGGGGAAGGUGUCGAUGAGUCUGCCGAGCGAGAACGCAUAACCAAGGCACGGGCUCAGUCCCUGGCCGUGGUGGUAACGCGAGAUGGUCGGAGCUACUCUGCAACGCCGACUUACGGCAGCACAGACGCUUGUGUCUGAAAGCUAUCGCCUGCCCCUAUUUCCACGUAGCUAAAUAAAGGAAAGCACCAAUUGAAAGUGCAUUAAAGGCAAAACUAUUUUUGACUUGAACAUCCCCGUUAUGUUUAUUGUCAGUUACGUUUCUCUGACCAUGUUAAUGAAACAUUUGACGUGAACCCGUACGGUCUUCAAAUAUUGUGUACACAGAUCCAUAACAAAAAUUUGUUCCGAAUUUAAAUUCUCCCUCCCAGAAAAAAAACAGCGCAGCACUGCCGUAAGCAGUAUACUUGCAUGAUAGUUGAAUUUGAAGUUUAGGUAGAUUUUUUAUGCACGUGAAUGAAAAAUCCCCCGAUCCCGAGUUUGCCUCUCCCCACUUGUGACGUUGCCUGUAAAUUGACUUUUUGUUCCGUGUUGUAGCUUAAAGUGACAGUGCGGCCUAGAUAUUCCAAGUUCUUCGCUGAAUACAUGUUUUGUUUGCUUCAUUUAGCCAAUUUGCUAUCAUAUUACCUAAUUUUGGUUCUUUGUGUUUCAUUGGAUAGGGGUUUAUUAAUGUUUCCUUCGUUUUUCAGUUUUUCCUAUUGUUAUCUCAAUUAUUUUCGUGAUGAAUAGUAGUUGAACACCACUUGAGUCUUCGAUUCAUAAUAACAGCAUCAACAACAAUAAUAAUUAUCAAGAAAAACUUCCCUAGGAUACUUAAUCAAUAUCUGACACUUUUUAAACGAUCUGCUGCAUCGUAAUCUAUUUUGUGCCUUGUAAAUGACAUCUCUCAUAAAUCGUUUUUCUUUUAAAGUCAAAUAUCGUGAACAAUAAUACUGUUAAUUCAAUAUUCUGUUCAUAUCAAAGAAGUCUUUAGCCUGCAAUCCUUUGUUCUUCAUUGUUUCAAUCUGGAUAAUUCAUGUUCAAGGUUCAUGUCGUAGCAAAGUAAUCAGCAAAGUUCGAAGGACCUCUUAUACAUGAGGUUCGACGGUAGAAAAAUUGUAAGUGAAUAUGAGCGAGUGGUUGUCGCACAUUGUUGCUGGUAAUUAAACAUCUAUGGCAAAACUUCCACAAUUUCACAAUUUA
Messenger RNA from Acanthaster planci (crown-of-thorns starfish), 3458 nucleotides. Its product is annotated as high affinity cationic amino acid transporter 1-like. Gene Ontology annotation, biological process: transmembrane transport; amino acid transport. Lineage: Eukaryota; Metazoa; Echinodermata; Asteroidea; Valvatida; Acanthasteridae. Gene Ontology annotation, cellular component: plasma membrane. Gene Ontology annotation, molecular function: amino acid transmembrane transporter activity. The record is from RefSeq and is a predicted model, not a curated record.